This is a messenger RNA of Phytophthora nicotianae INRA-310, 306 nucleotides long. RefSeq lists its product as hypothetical. The transcript has a single exon. Bases 1 to 306 code for a protein of 101 amino acids. NCBI's taxonomy places the organism in Eukaryota, Oomycota, Peronosporomycetes, Peronosporales, Peronosporaceae. The record is from RefSeq and is a predicted model, not a curated record.
AUGGACAACCUCCCGAUCAUCGAGCUGCCGGAGCACUACCGCAUCGACGGCGAAAAACUUGGGAUGGCGCUCGCUCACAUGUCGGCGCAGGCAAACGGCAUCGCAGAGCAUCAAGCCAAGCUCCAGCAGCGACAGUCGCUCCAUGAAAAAGAGCAGCAGCGAUUUAUCGAGCAGCGCGUUGCAGCCGCGCGUGAGGAGGCAGAAGCCCGGUGUCAGGCCCUUGUUCUUGCCAUCCAGCAGGCCUACGGUGACCCAUCGAUACUAGAGCUUCGCUUCGACGCGCGCAUCCAAACUGUCCUCCAGUAG